This is a messenger RNA of Ictalurus punctatus (channel catfish), 3969 nucleotides long. RefSeq names its product tumor protein p73 (gene tp73). Gene Ontology annotation, molecular function: RNA polymerase II cis-regulatory region sequence-specific DNA binding; protein binding; DNA-binding transcription factor activity, RNA polymerase II-specific. Lineage: Eukaryota; Metazoa; Chordata; Actinopteri; Siluriformes; Ictaluridae. The record is from RefSeq and is a predicted model, not a curated record. Bases 126 to 2111 code for a protein of 661 amino acids. Gene Ontology annotation, cellular component: nucleus. The transcript is spliced from 14 exons. Gene Ontology annotation, biological process: protein tetramerization; regulation of transcription by RNA polymerase II; apoptotic process.
CUGCUCCAGAGACCACACCUGUGAGAGAGAGAAACACGCUUACACGUGAACGUGCACACCAUCACCACUAAGAACAGCCCUGUUCACAGCUUCCGUUCCAUCUACACUCCUGAACCCGGGACAAAAUGAAGGACUGGCGCUGGCUUCCCUUAGAAAGAGUAAUCUACCCCACGGUGGAGCAUCCCAUGUCCAAGAUGUCCCAGUCCUCCACCAGUGAUGAGGGUACGACAUUUGAGCACCUGUGGAGCAGCCUGGAACCAGACAGCACGUAUUUCGAGCUCCCUCAGACCAGUCAUCCAGAUAGGGGUGCGUCCAGCACCAUGCCCAACAACCGGGCCGAAGUGUGUAUGGACGUCUAUCAGAUGAGAGACCUGAAUGACAACGUCAUGUCUCAGUAUAGCUUGCUGAGCAGCAGUAUGGAGCAGGGUUUGGGGAACCGUGCUGCAUCCACCAGCCCCUACAGCUCCGAGACUGCCUCUAACGUGCCCACACCGUCAUCCUACUCGCAGCCCAACUCCACCUUCGAGGCCAUGUCUCCGGCCCCGGCCAUCCCCUCCAACACAGACUACCCUGGGCCGCACGGCUUUGAGGUCACCUUCCAACAGUCCAGCACCGCCAAGUCAGCCACCUGGACGUAUUCUCCGUUGCUGAAGAAGCUGUAUUGUCAGAUCGCUAAGACCUGCCCGAUUCAGGUGAAGCUUGCCUCGACUCCCCCGCACGGCAGCGUGGUACGAGCCAUGCCCAUUUACAAGAAGGCUGAGCAUGUGACUGAAGUGGUGAAGCGCUGCCCCAACCAUGAGCUUGGACGUGACUUCAACGAAAGUCAGUCAGCUCCAGCCAGCCAUUUAAUAAGAGUAGAGGGCAAUAACUUGAGUCAGUAUGUGGACGACCCAGUAACAGGCAGACAGAGCGUGUUUGUACCGUACGAAUCCCCACAGGUGGGGACAGAAUUCACAACAAUUUUGUAUAAUUUCAUGUGUAACAGUAGCUGUGUUGGUGGAAUGAACCGCAGACCCAUUCUCAUCAUCAUUACUCUGGAGACAAGAGAUGGUCAGGUCCUGGGUCGGCGCUCUUUCGAAGGCCGGAUAUGUGCAUGUCCAGGUCGAGACCGAAAAGCAGAUGAGGAUCAUUUCAGAGAACAGCAGGCACUGAACGAGAGCGUGGCCAAAAAUGGCAAUGUUAAUAAGCGCAAUUUCAGACAAACACCUCCCAACAUUCCCGGCCCUCCCAUAAACAUCAAGAAGAGAAGACAUGGAGAAGAGGAGAUGUACUACAUCCCAGUACGAGGCAGGGAGAACUUUGACAUCCUGAUGAAGAUAAAGGACAGUUUAGAGUUAGUGGAGCUGGUGCCACAGCAGUUAGUCGACUCCUACAGACAACAGCAACAGCAGCUACUGCACAGGCAUGGUCACGUGACCUCUCCGUCACCCUAUGGAACACCUCUGAGCAACAUGAACAAAGUCCACGGCAACAUCAGCAAACUUCCUUCAGUCAACCAGAUAGUGGCGCAUCAGAGCCAUCAGAACGCAGGACCAUCUUCCAGUAUGGUGCACAUGGGUCCGAACAUGCUGGGCGGCCAUCACAUGCAGUCGAACGGCGACGUGAACGGUGCGCACCCGGCCCAGUCGAUGGUGUCAGCGUCUCACUGCACUCCGCCUCCACCCUACAACCCUGACCCCAGCCUCAUCAGCUUCUUAACCAGCCUGGGCUGCCAAAACUGCAUCGACUACUUCACAUCGCAGGGCCUCCAGAGUGUGUACCACCUGCAGACCCUCUCCAUGGAGGAUCUUGGAGCUCUUAAGAUCCCAGAGCAGUUCCGUUUGGCCAUCUGGAGAGGCCUCCAGGACAUGAAGCAGGGCCAUGAUUAUGGCCAGCAGCUUAUUCGCUCCAGCAGUAACAUGGCCACCAUGGCCAUUGGUCCUGGAGGUGAACUGCAGCGGCAGCGUGUCAUGGAGGCUGUGCACUUUCGUGUGCGCCACACCAUCACCAUCCCCAACCGCGGCACCACAGCCGGAGCAGACGAGUGGCCGGAUUUCGGCUUCGACAUGCCCGACUGUAAGACUCGUAAGCACUCCAUUAAGGAAGAGUUUGCAGAGAGCGACAUGCACUGAGAUGUCUCACUAAGGCUCUCACAGAGACCUUGCCAAUUUGCUGCUUUACUUUUUUCUCCAUCAAGCUCCUUUCUUUUUUCUUUUUAAAAAAAAAAAAAAAAAAACUGAAAUGGACAGUUCUAUCGGUUUCAGUGUCAUGUUUAUCUUUUUUUAAAAAUCAGUUCCUUUCAAACUUUUUUCUUUUUCCCACUUUUAUAACAUGUAAAUGUGACAGGAGCACCUCCCAGAACUUUUUUUUUUUCAAUGGACAACUAGCAAUUUUAUAAAUUAUAUCAACUACAACACAAUGAUGUGUAUACUGUAUAGUGACUCACAUUAAUGGACCGAAAAAACAUGUUAGGACCAUAUUAUAACAACAACAGACUUCACAUCUGCAUGUCUCAAAGAAUGUAGACGACCUAUACAAAAUUCUAAACGAUCAUCAAACCACAAAAAUAGUUGUUGUUUGUUUUUCUGUAGCAUCAUGUUAUGUCUAGAUUUGGAAUGUUUUUGAAUGUGCAGUGGAAAUAACACUCAUAGUAAUACUUUAGAGUAGGAAGGAACUUAAAGGGCACCUAGUAAGAUAUAUUUCUCAAGAAUGACAAUUAUAGAGCAGUGUCAUAUUGAAUCUUUAAUUUCGUAAGUAUUUGAAAAGCAGUCUGUCACCAGUAAAAUGAAGCGACUAUCAGAAAUGUGCAGCUCAGCUUAGCUACAUGUCAAAAUCAGAUCAGUCUGGUGUUCCACUCAUAUAAAACCUAGUAUUAGUGAGUGUUAUGGUGUUUACUUGCCAUAAAAUGUAUAUUGCAAGACACUGGAGCAUUACAUGGUUUAGAUUUUGAUAUGUGUUUAAAGCAUUAACACUAGCUCAGAAAAAGAAACUGUCCCCAUAGUGUGUGGUAUUAGCCUUGCGGGACAAGGUUUUAUUUAUCAUGCCAUGCUGUUUUUAUAAUGACUUUUUUUUUUUUGUCCAUCAUUUAAAGUGGGAAUGACUUUAUUUGGCCAUACUAUUGGAACAAUAUUAAAAAAUAUUCGUGUAAUGACAUAUUUCUUCACCAGAACCCAGGUAUGUAUAUGUUUUGAGAAAUGACACGGUUUGUGCUUUUGUUAUUACACUGUUACAGAUUCAGUUAUUAAAAUUUUUAUGUAUUGCUUCCAUUAGAUAAACAACAAUGGAACAGAAUCGAUUCUGUGCAGUUUUAAUAAAUAUUUUUUAGACGUUUUGCUACCCGAAUAAUGAAAUACUUGCGCUGCCGCUGCAGUGUUGAAUCAUUGAACACCGCCUUGUUUGUAAAUGUAUAGUAUUAAGUAGAUCUUGUGAUAUUGUACUGUACUAUUAUUUUUUUUCUUACUGUCCCCCCUUAUUGUAUAUGCUUUUGGUUACAAACAGGCAGUUGUGAGACAUUUUCAAAUCACAUUUACUAUGAUAAUGGAUCACUUUAGCUACAAGAAUGUAAUGGACAAAAUGCACAUAUGCAUUUGUGAAAAGUAAUGAGAAUCUACCCAAAUCUGUUAAACUGACAGUUAAUAUUCCCUGUUUCACUAACGCCUGAUCAGUUCACAGCGCUCAAUGCUUUUUUCGAUGGGUGCUGGCUAAAAUCCACAUAAGAAAGCACUUUAUUGCUUUUGUAUAUUGUAAACACUGUAAUAUUUUUUGAUUGAUUGUGAUCAGUAUUAUGUCAGGUUAUUCAUAAGAGAUUUUAUGAAUGUUUUAAAGUUGAAUAGUCUUUUCUUUAAAAAAAAAAAAAAAACAACCAAAAAAACAACAUAACGUCUAUUUUUGUUCAUUUCCACAUUCAUGAAAAAUGAUGUUUAUGUUUGAAUUGUGUAAGGUUUUUUUUUUUUUUAAAUAUUAAUAUUAAAGUGUGUAUUAUAGUAAUUA